CGAACAUGUCUUACAAAAUCAUCUCCUUCGCCGCCAUCAUCGCCGUAGCCCGGGCCGGUCUCAUCCCCGAAACCUACCAGGCUCCGCUGCAAUACGCCGCCCCCGCCAUCGCCAAAGUGGCCUACUCCUCCGCUCCCGCCGUCUCCUACUCCAGCAUCUCGGCACCUGCAGCCUACGCCGCAGCCCCUGCCUACAAAGUAGCCGCUCCCGUCGCCUACGCCGCCCCAGCCUACAAAGUAGCCGCCCCGGUAGCCUACGCUGCACCAGCCUACAAAGUAGCCGCUCCCGUCGCCUACGCCGCACCAGCCUACAAAGUAGCCGCCCCGGUAGCCUACGCCGCACCAGCCUACAAAGUAGCCGCCCCCGUCGCCUACGCAGCGCCAAUUACCAAGACCAUCAUCGCCGAGCAGGAAGCCCCAGCUAACUACGACUUCGGCUACGCCGUCAACGACCCCCACACCGGCGACAGCAAGAGCCAGCAGGAGUCGCGCCACGGGGAUACCGUCCACGGCAGCUACUCGCUCGUCGAAGCCGACGGUUCCAAGCGUACCGUAGAAUACACCGCCGACGCCCACAACGGUUUCAACGCCGUGGUGCACAAGGAACCCGCCGCCGUCCACGUCAAAGCCGUCGCUCCCGUAGCCUACGCUCCGGUAGCUAAGGUCGCCGCUCCUUUGGCUUACGCCAAAGUAGCCGCCCCCGUGGCUUACUCGAGCUACCCCGCCGCCUACGCCCAGAAUGCUUACUACCAUUGAGAUUGAUAGUCGACUUUCCUGUUGUGCCGCUGUAAAUAAUUCUAAAUUAUUCUUGUAUUAAAG
Messenger RNA from Phyllotreta striolata, 818 nucleotides. Lineage: Eukaryota; Metazoa; Arthropoda; Insecta; Coleoptera; Chrysomelidae. The record is from the annotation of a GenBank genome assembly.